CCCCGAUGAUGAGCAGCCUCAGGAAUGCCGCCCCCACGUCAGCGGGACACCCACAGCACGUUCACCAGUUUGCUUUAUCCACCUUCAAACUGCUUAUUUCAAUCCAACUUUUCUGAUCGCUGAUUCGGCGUCCCGCGCCUGGAUCCCUCCGUUUCCAUGGUUACGCUGGGGACGCCCCGGUAGGUGUUUCCCUGGAUGGCUGACGCCGGAGACACGCCGAAGGGGAAGACGCGUCGCUUUCUCUCGCAUCCCGACCGAUCGGUCGCGGUACAGACAUGCCGUUUUUCAACAACGUGUACUACCCACUUCAGUCUGAGACUCCGGGAACCCAAUCCUCAGUAGGGAUGUCUUCCCUUCUAAACUCCCCCCAGAGUCAGCCCUCCUCUGGUGCACAGUGUAGGGUGUCGGCAACGCUGGGACCCCCUGCCAUGCCCGUCUUUAAGUUCCGGCCAAGGCGGGAGAGCGUGGACUGGCGGCGGAUCAGCGCAAUCGACGUCGAGCGGGUGGCCAGUGAGCUGGACUUCCACACUCUGCAGGAGCAGAUCUCCAGCAUUACCUUCUGCAACGUGGAGCACGAGCGCUGCCCACACUGCCAGGGUCCCAUGGACCCAGUGCUGCUGAAGCUCUUCCGGCUGGCCCAGUUCACCCUGGAGUACCUGCUGCACUCCCAGGAAUACCUCACCCUCAGCCUGCAGGCGGCCGAGGACAGACUCCAGGCUUCGGGCCUAGAGAGGGAACAGCUGCAGAGGCAGCUGCAGAAGCGGGCGGACGACAUCAAGAGCAUGAAGGAGGAGCUGAAGCAGAGGAAGAAGAUCAUCUCCUCCCAGCAGUCCAUGAUCAAUGCUGGCAUGGGCAGCUACCAUAAGUGCCAACACUGUGACAAGGCCUUCAUGAACUAUUCCUUUCUCCAAAGUCAUAUGCAGAGGCGACAUCCGGAGGAAUAUGACAUCAAAUUAUUGUCCGAGAACCAGAAGAAGGUGCAGUCGCUGAAAUUGCAGGAGGAGAUCAAUAAGCUGAGGGAGCAGUUAACUCUGACCAGAUCCCAACUAGAAACGCAGCAGACAUACAUCACCAAAGCCUCUCAGGAGCAGAGUCAGCGCUCCAAGGAAGAAGAAAUGCUGAAGACCUUGGAGAGGUGGAAGGAAGAGGAGAAGGAGCGGCAGAAAAUGCAGAUGGAGGAAAUGAGGCUGAUGUUUCUCAAAGAGGCGAAGGAGCUGUCUGCUAAAAACGCUCUUCUGCAAAGUCAAGUCUCUGAAAUGGAGGAGUCCAGUCAGAAGAUGAGGGUGAACAUUUUAGCUCUGCAGGAGGAGAAGGUGCAACUGACAGGCACCUUUGGGGAGAAACACCAGCAGGACGUCCAGAAGCUCCAGCAGCAGCUGAAGAAGCAGGAAGAUCGGUGGGCAUCCAGAAUGCAGAAGCUUCAGGAUUCACACGACAAGGAAAGAAAUCAGCUUCUCGAUGACGUACACAGAGUCCGUCACUCUGCCAGCGGUGAGGAGGAGAGGAACCGGAAGCGGAUGGAGGAGCUGGACUGGAAGCUGCAGGAACAACGGGAGCUGAUCAUGUCUCAGAGGGAGCAGAUGAAGAAGCUGACGGCUCCCCCCCCAACGAGGGCGGCAGAACAGACAGUCGUUUCUUCUGUCCCAGAGCCUAAGCCCAAGUCGCAAGCACAUGAUCAGUCUGCUUCUGUCCAUAAACUGGAUCCUAUAGAGGAGCUUUCAGAGGAGGAUAAAGAUUCCAGCAUCUCGGAGAAGAAGGCGGAAAUGACGAGGCAGUCGUCAAUAAGCAUCCUCAGGAAAAACCCGAACAUAAAGAAGGAACUGCGGCCGAUUCUGGAGCAGACUCUGGCGGAGAAGCUGGAAGCUCUUGGCAUUCAGCCCGAGGCCAAUAGACUGUCGAACGGCGAACUGAAGAACGCCUUGGCUAAAGUGUCCUCUGAACGCGAGAAACGGGAAGGGCGGUUCCCAGAGUGCCGGAAAGUUCGGGAAGACCUCUUCCGCUCACUAUCCCUGAGGGUGAAAGAUAGGGAAACGGAGGGAGACUCGGCACCUGAGUUCCGCGCCAGGUCCAAGCCGCCAGUCGAAGAGAGCCAAAUGAGAGCCAGGUCUAGUAGCCUGCCCUCCGGGGUGACCCGGGUGGUGUCCAAGUCAGCCCCCAGGCUGCACGCGGCCCCUCUGCCAGCCCCUCGGAGCAAGACGGGCACUCUGGUCAAGACCUCCACACUAAGAACUCCUCCCUUCAGCUCAGAUGAGGAUUCUGAGGAGGACGAGGAGGAGGAAGAGGCCCCUCAGAGGAGGCUGCAGGGUCCCCGAGCCGCAGUCAUCAGUGUGAGCGGCCCGCUGGCGGCUCACGUCCCGCCCGCUGGGAGUGACACCGAUUGGACAGAAGGAAGUGACAUGGAGGAGAUCGACCCGCAGAGGCUGCAGAGCUACAAGCAACCAGCAGGAAGAGAAGAGAAGGCAGCAAAGAGUCACAUAGUCAAAGACCUGACUAAGGACCUGGAGAAGAAACUUGCAGAUCGUGAGGUGAAGAAACCACUGGGAGGGGUGAAUGUUUUACCGGACAAGAACAAUAUCGUGCAGGAACUCAAGAGUUCAAAGACGGAUGAAGAUGACGAUGACGACUGGGACAUUUCCUCUCUGGAGGACAAGUCACCAGCACCCAAGCUACAGGACAUUCCUGUGAAAAAGAGCUUUGAUUCCACCAAUACCAGUGUUUGGGGCUCCUCAACGGGAAAAACCAACAAAGGUCAGAAUGAUGUGGACGCCCCCAGUACCAUGAAAAGCAGCAUUGUGACAGUCAGUGACUGGAGCGUCUCAGAUGCAAUGUAAUUAUUUUCAAAGAAUGAAGGGACCAGCUACCUUCAUGUAAAUGACUUCCUUCGCAAUAGAACAAGUUUCUAAGGUGCUGCAGCAGUGUCAUGUACCGGAAAUGACCCUCACAAUCCUGUGCCUGUUCAGUAAUGUUAUUUACAGACGAAAACUAGGAUAGUGCAAAUAGAUGGCUGUUAUUUUUAUUUUUAUAUUGGUUGAGUCUUGUGCCUUUUUUUAUGAAGGACAAUAAACAUGUAGACUAUUUGUUUAUUAAACGACAAAAUGUGAUUGGUGAGGAUAGCGGGGACUGUAUUUAAAACAAUAGAGACUAAAAUGCCACCACAGGUUAUCAGUGUCCUCAUUAUGUGAUCUAACUGGCUACAUCUUAACACUAUUCAUUAAAGGGAACUUGAUUAGCUAGAUUAGCUAGAAAAUGAAUCGUUGUACGGGUGCACAGCUGUUUAUGCGCGGCACAGUUUGGCGUGUACGUACCCUGGUACGGAGAUGCUUAGGGUAUGCUUACGCCAUCCCAGGGCGGACUUCGCAUUGCCUUUGUCCAUGUUUACGGCUGUUGCCACUGAAUGCUGCAUAGGUGUUUUCUACGUAAACGCUACCUCUCCUGAUGUCAGUGGAAUAACAAAGCAGGGCUAAUUCUCCAAACUUUCCUAGUCUACUGAUAUUUUCUUUUCAUAUUCCUUCAUAUGCAGCAAUAGAUUACAGGUGAACGCACCUUUCAGAUAAGUGUUUGUUCAGGUCUCCUAGAGAUUUUGUUAGCAUCUAAUUUUAUUAAACGCAAUACAUACCAAUAAUUAUAUAUACAGUGUUUUAAAUUUUUUAAGCAUGAAGUUACAUUAAUGUUUCCCAUAUUAUUACUCUAGGGCUUGUUCUGCCUGAAAUCAUAUAUACGUGUGAUUUUCCAUAUCCAUAAAAUUCAAAAUAGAUGUGAAUGUGUCGAGUAAACACAUUCAAAAUCAAAAUGUAGAAAAUUAGUUUGCUAAGAAAUGAUUAAAGCAGGUUUUCCUAUUUAUGCAAUAUUGUUUUUUGCUUUUUUUUGUACAAGCUAUCUAUUUAGAUAGUAAUAAUUUACAGAGUGAACAUGUAAAUUCAAACUGUUCAUUGUAAUAUGUUGUAUUGAUUUGUAUAGAUAAUAUCUGAACACUAUUUUUUGGAAAAAGAUCCUGAACUUUGUGAUUAAUUUGAACUGUUGAUUUAUUUUUGUAGUUCUGGACUGGGGAGGGUGUGUUACUGCAGUCCUAAACACAGGUCUAAUUUCAAAUCUAAUUUAAAUGCUUGAGUUGUCCCUGAAUUAUACCAAAGAAGUCGUUUGGUAUUCAGUACAUGUGUGGUGACUGUCUUUUAGCUGUGGCUGAUGUAAAAAAAUGUCUAUUUUGGAAGUAUUCAUCAUUUUUUGUUGGGAAGAAAAUAACCACCACAGACGGACAGUUGGGCUUCUAAGCAUGUAAGAUUAUUCAUAUCUACUUCACACUUACUUUCAUAUAUUAAAUGAAGUUACUUUAAUAGAAUCAAA
Molecule: messenger RNA, 4341 nt
Organism: Brienomyrus brachyistius
Lineage: Eukaryota; Metazoa; Chordata; Actinopteri; Osteoglossiformes; Mormyridae
Gene: dzip1
Product: DAZ interacting zinc finger protein 1
Exons: 19
Coding region: 276-2831 (851 amino acids)
Biological process (GO): cilium assembly
Cellular component (GO): cytoplasm; ciliary basal body
Source: RefSeq, a predicted model, not a curated record